Thlaspi arvense is the source of this 1336-nucleotide messenger RNA. The record is from the annotation of a GenBank genome assembly. NCBI's taxonomy places the organism in Eukaryota, Viridiplantae, Streptophyta, Magnoliopsida, Brassicales, Brassicaceae.
UUACGGACUCAUGCUCGUACGUAACAGCAGUAUUGGGAAACCAGGAGACAGAGUCCUUCCAGAUCUGAGAAGACGUCUUCUUCUCCACAAAAUCUGUGGCCAUUCAAACAAAUUCAUAAUAAUUUCUAGGGCACACCUUCUUGUGGGUUUGGAUAUAUAAUAUAUCAUUGUCAAGUGCAAAAUGAAGGCUCUUAUUCUCGUCGGAGGAUUCGGAACUCGCUUGAGGCCGCUUACCUUGAGCAUGCCAAAACCGCUUGUUGAUUUUGGAAACAAGCCCAUGAUUCUGCAUCAAAUUGAAGCUCUAAAAGAUGCUGGAGUCACUGAGGUUGUAUUAGCUAUCAAUCACCAACAACCUGAGGUGAUGCUGAGUUUUGUGAAGGAAUAUGAGAAGAAGCUAGAGAUUAAGAUCACUUUCUCACAAGAAACCGAACCCUUAGGAACAGCAGGGCCUCUCGCGCUGGCUCGGGAUAAGCUUGUGGACGAAUCAGGCAAACCCUUUUUUGUACUCAACAGCGAUGUUAUCUGCGAAUAUCCAUUGCUAGAGAUGAUCCAAUUCCAUCAAACUCAUGCCGCUGAAGCUUCAAUCAUGGUGACCAAGGUUGAUGAUCCUUCCAAGUACGGUGUGGUGGUUAUGGAGAAAGAAGCUGCAUCGAGAGUUGAGAGUUUCGUUGAGAAACCGAAACAUUUCGUUGGGGACAAGAUUAACGCUGGGAUAUACCUCUUGAACCCAUCUGUUCUUGACAGGAUCGAGCUGAGACGUACAUCGAUAGAGAAAGAGAUCUUCCCUAAGAUUGCUUCUGAGAAGAAGCUUUACGCCAUGGUGCUCCCUGGCUUUUGGAUGGAUAUUGGUCAGCCGAAAGAUUACAUAACCGGGCAGAGAAUGUAUCUCGAUUCUCUGAGAAAGAAAGCGCCAAAGGAACUGGCUGCAGGAGACCACAUCAUUGGGAAUGUUCUUGCGGAUGAAACCGCGGUUGUAGGAGAACACUGCUUGAUCGGACCUGAUGUGGUGAUUGGUCCGGGAUGUGUGAUUGAAUCAGGUGUGAGAUUGUUUAGUUGCACCGUAAUGCGUGGUGCUCGGGUCAAGACAAGUGCUUGUGUAUCUGAUAGCAUCGUGGGAUGGGGUUCGAGCGUUGGAAGGUGGGCUCGGCUAGCUAACGUAACGGUUCUUGGCAAAGAUGUUCACGUCGCCGACGCUGAAGUUUAUAGCAGUGGGGAUGUUAUCAUCCAAGGCCGUUAUAUGAUUUAAUAUGUUUUAACAGAUGAUUUAAUAUGUUUUAGCAAAUGUGUGUGAUUCUUCUUGGAAAAUUUGCAAAAUAAAACCAGAAAUAAAAUGAAG